AUGAGCUAUCCUGAGAAGUUUCAAGGGUUCUGUGUGGCAGGCCCGAAAAGCUGGAAUCAAUUCAAGAAAGAGACUCUUACGCCCAAGCCGUUUGGAGACCGGGACAUUGAUGUACAGAUUGAAUGCUGCGGUGUUUGCGGAUCCGAUGUGCACACUGUCACCGGAGGUUGGGGUGAGUACGAGGGACCUCUAUGUGUCGGUCACGAGGUUGUCGGUAAGGCAGUCGCUGUGGGAGAGAGUGUAAAGGAGAUCAAGGUUGGCGACCGAGUGGGUGUGGGAGCCCAGGUAUGGGCGUGCUUGAAAUGCGACCAGUGUAAGAAUGAGAAUGAGAACUACUGCCCUCAUUUGGUCGACACGUAUAAUGCUACAUAUGAGGACGGUAGCCAAGCACACGGUGGCUUCGCCAGCCAUAUCCGCGCUCACGAGUACUUCACAUUCAAGAUCCCUGAUGCCCUAAAGUCGGAAGAUGCUGCGCCUCUUAUGUGCGCUGGCCUGACGACGUAUUCGCCAUUGGUUCGUGGCGGCGUCGGCCCCGGCAAGACCGUUGCGAUUGUCGGUAUCGGCGGCCUCGGCCACCUCGGCAUCCAGUGGGCCAAGGCUCUCGGCGCGGAGGUGUACGCCAUCACUCACUCUCCCUACAAGGUUGAAGACUGCAAGAAGCUUGGGGCCAAGGAAGUUAUCAAUAGCAACGACAAGGACUGGGCAAAGCCAUAUGCCUUCAAGUUCGACUUCAUGCUAAACUGCUCCGAUAUGACGAACGAGUUCGACCUCUCGACCUACUUGUCCACACUCAAGGUCGGCGGACACUUCCACAUGGUCGGUCUACCUGACAAGCCUCUGCCUCAGUUUCCUGCAGCCCUGUUCACCACCAACUCGGCGAAAAUGUCCGGUAGCCACAUUGGAAACAAUCAGGAGAUGAAUGCUUUGUUGAAACUGGCUGCGGAAAAGGGAAUCGCACCGUGGGUCGAGACAAUCGACAUAUCUGAGCAGGGAUGUAAAGAAGCCGUUGAGCGGGUCAAAGAGAACAAGGUCCACUACCGGUUCACCUUAGUCGGACAUCAGAAGGCUUUUGGAACGGCCUAG
This is a messenger RNA of Colletotrichum graminicola M1.001, 1083 nucleotides long. RefSeq names its product alcohol dehydrogenase GroES-like domain-containing protein. NCBI's taxonomy places the organism in Eukaryota, Fungi, Ascomycota, Sordariomycetes, Glomerellales, Glomerellaceae. Bases 1 to 1083 code for a protein of 360 amino acids. The transcript is spliced from 3 exons. Gene Ontology annotation, molecular function: alcohol dehydrogenase (NADP+) activity; zinc ion binding. The record is from RefSeq and is a predicted model, not a curated record. Gene Ontology annotation, biological process: alcohol metabolic process.